Molecule: messenger RNA, 1581 nt
Organism: Letharia columbiana
Lineage: Eukaryota; Fungi; Ascomycota; Lecanoromycetes; Lecanorales; Parmeliaceae
Exons: 1
Coding region: 1-1581 (526 amino acids)
Biological process (GO): carbohydrate metabolic process; N-glycan processing
Cellular component (GO): Golgi membrane; endoplasmic reticulum
Molecular function (GO): mannosyl-oligosaccharide 1,2-alpha-mannosidase activity; calcium ion binding
Source: RefSeq, a predicted model, not a curated record
AUGUUUAUGCCACGCAGAAGGAUCACCUCACUUGUCCUAGCCUCGAUCCUCGUCCUCGGAGUAUGGUACGUCUACUCUCUACAAGACGUCACUUCAAACGCAACAAAGGCGAAGACUAGGCAAGGGUACAGAACAAAGGGAAAAUCCUCAACGUCAAGCUCGACCAGCUAUGGCUACAAUGAUGUUCCUUCCAAUAAUUCAAUAGAUGAGAGACCUUUUCCCCAAGGGGCCGCAAACCCGGACUCUCCAGAAGCGGUGGGACCCCCUCCAAGAUUCACAAAAGGCCAGCACACUUUCGGCACACGCAAGUUCCUCGAGCAGAAUCCGGUCAAUGACUACAAAUACUUUUCGAAAGGGUUGCCCUACAAGCUUGCACAGGUCCAGCAUGAUUUUGACGCUGAAACAGACGAGGCGAAGGCUACACGGUUGCGGAGACUGAGUGCUGUCAAGUCGAGCUUCGAGCACUCAUGGGCGGGAUACAAGGCACAUGCGUGGAUGAAAGACGAGCUGACCCCCUUGGACGGCGGGAGCGUGCAGGCUUUUGGAGGGUGGGCUGCUACAUUAGUGGAUACAUUGGAUACGCUCUGGAUUAUGGGCAUGAAAGAGGAGUUUGAUGAGGCUGUCGAUGCUGCUAAGGACAUUGAUUUCAAUUCAACGACUGACAGCAUGCUCAAUAUUUUCGAGACAACGAUCAGGUACCUUGGGGGCUUUCUUGGCGCUUAUGACCUGACUGGUGGCACAUAUCCUAUUCUCCUACAAAAAGCGACGGAGGUGGGAGAUCUACUGUAUUGCGCCUUCGAUACGCCGAAUCGUAUGCCAGUCACACGAUGGAAAUGGAAAGAGGCGCUUGAGGGAGCUCAACAAACGGCGGGCACCGCGACGCUCAUUGCUGAGAUCGGCUCCCUCACCCUGGAGUUUACACGGCUUUCCCAAUUGACGGGUAACUUGAAGUAUUACGAUGCAGUAAAGAGGAUCUUGAACGAAUUCGAGAAAUGGCAAAGCUACACCUCUUUACCAGGCUUAUGGCCAACUCUUAUGAACGCGAAGGCUCUAACUUUUCAGGACAACAGUUACACGCUUGGUAGCAUGGCGGACUCGUGGUACGAAUACCUACCAAAGCAGCACAUGCUGAUCGGUGGCCGAGACGAUGAGGACCAGCUCAAAAAAAUGUAUGAUCUCGCCAUGACCACAGCUAUCAACAACAUAUUCUUUCAACCUAUGGUACCGGACAAUAAGGACAUUCUAAUGUCGGGAGCUGUAGUAGUGGACAGCAUCACUGGAACCAGACUCAGCGCACAAGGCCAGCAUUUGGGAUGCUACAUCGGUGGUAUGGUAGGCAUUGGUGCGAAGAUCUUCGACAAGCCGGAGCAGAUGAACACGGCAAGGAAACUCGUCGAUGGCUGCAUAUGGACAUAUGACAACAUGCCUUCGGGGAUCAUGCCCGAACAAUUCUUCAUGGUGCCAUGCGAGAUGAACUCUGAUUGCCAGUGGGAUGAAAAGAAAUGGGAGGCAACGGUUCUAGAAAGAGCCAAGGGCAAGCAAGAGGGGGCGAAGAAAUCAGAACCGAUGCACAACUUCUGA